AAUUAAUUGAAUCACAAUUUUAGUUUUCUUUGUUCUUAUAAUAAUUCUGAAGCCCGGGCCCACAAAAACAAGAGGGUUUGGUUCGAGUUCUCGGAUCCGGGUCCAACAAAGACGGCGUUCCUCCUCUUUCUCGCCAAAGCAUAUCCUUAUAAGUAAACCGUUGGACAGUCUACCGCCGGUUAACAAAUUUUUCUCCCCAAAGACGUAUCCCCAAUCAAUUUCACGAACUAAUUUCCUUUAAACGCCCUGUGUUCUACUUGUUGAUUUCGUUAAUCGAUCUGCUUCUAGAUCUACGUCAAGAUGGUGUUAGCACAAUUAGGGGGGAGCAUCUCGCGUGCUCUCCAGCAGAUGAGCAAUGCCACAAUCAUUGACGAGAAGGUCCUUAACGAAUGCCUCAAUGAGAUCACACGUGCUCUUCUCCAGUCCGAUGUUCAAUUUAAACUUGUCCGCGAUAUGUCCACAAAUAUAAAAAAAAUUGUCAAUCUUGAUGAUCUUGCUGCUGGACACAACAAGCGUAGGAUCAUCCAAAAGGCUGUGUUCGAUGAGCUGUGCAAGAUAUUGGACCCUGGGAAGCCUUCAUUUACACCAAAAAAAGGGAAACCUAGUGUUGUAAUGUUUGUUGGUUUGCAAGGGUCUGGAAAAACUACAACAUGUACAAAAUAUGCUUUUUACCACCAGAAAAAAGGUUGGAAGCCAGCUCUAGUGUGUGCAGAUACAUUCAGAGCUGGUGCAUUCGAUCAAUUGAAGCAGAAUGCAACAAAAGCUAAAAUUCCCUUUUAUGGAAGGUAUAUCCUCUUCUGAAUCUAUUAGUUUUAU
Messenger RNA from Nicotiana tabacum (common tobacco), 816 nucleotides. NCBI's taxonomy places the organism in Eukaryota, Viridiplantae, Streptophyta, Magnoliopsida, Solanales, Solanaceae. The record is from RefSeq and is a predicted model, not a curated record.